GGGUUGGGUUUGGUACUCUCUCUCUCUUUCUCUCUCUGUGUAAAUGUAAAUUGUAAGAAAGAAGAAGGUAGAAACGACGGUCAUUACUAAAUUAAGGUUCCAAGAAUGUGAUCCAAAACAUAAAAAACCCACCUUCCAUUUCUCACAUCUCACCCUCCCUUUUCCGCUGCUGCCUCCGCCUCCGCCUCAUCGCUUUUCCGUCCACGCGCCGCCUCCAUCUCCCAACACUCUGAAUCUGAGCAUAACGCGCUUUUUGCGCCUUCUUUUCUCCGAUUCGGUUCUUCCCACCUCCGUUUCCUCAUGGAUCCGGAUUCUAGAAGCUCAUCUUGACCUCGAUUCUCUUCUCUCUCCUGAGUUUCUUACCUUUCUCAGCUGAUUCGCUGCGUUUUGAUCUGUUUCUAACUUGCUUCUAUGUUCCAGUGGUGACAUUGUUGUGGUGGAAGGAACACCUUGUAUGCUGAGCUGCAAUGUCGUUCAAAAGCAUAGUACGCGAACUCAAGGAGAUGAGAGAUGGGAUUGGUAGUUUAUCGAGGCGGAGCGCAGAAAGCAAGCAUUGGCACAGUAGAGUAAAGUCACAUGUUGUUCCUGAUGUCACUCUAAAUCCACUUGAACCUGUUCAACAGGGGCAGUGGGCACAUCUACCACCUGAGUUACUUCUGGACAUAAUUCGUAGGGUUGAAGAGAGUGAGACAUCUUGGCCUGCACGCACCGUUGUUGUGUCGUGUGCUUCAGUAUGUAAAUCAUGGAGGGCUGUUACAAAAGAGAUUGUCAAUACUCCUGAGCAGUGCGGAAGGCUCACGUUUCCUAUUUCAUUGAAACAGCCCGGUCCUCGUGAGUCACCAAUUCAGUGCUUUAUCAGGAGAAACAGAGAAACUUCGACAUAUUUAUUGUACUUCGGUCUUGUGCCAUCGGAGAAUGGGACUGAUAAGUUGUUAUUAGCUGCUAAAAAGAUAAGAAGGGCAACAGGCAUAGACUUUGUCAUAUCUUUGGUUGCAAAUGAUUUUUCUCGGUCCAGCAACACAUAUGUUGGUAAACUAAGGUCUAAUUUUUUGGGAACCAAGUUCACUAUCUGCGACAACCAAUCUCCCCAUCAAGCUGGAACUCAGCCAAAUGGUCGUUCUAGUAAGAGAUUCCACACUAAGCAGGCGUCUCCCAGGGUUUCAGCAGGUAACUACACCGUUGGCACCAUUGCCUAUGAGCUUAAUGUCCUACGCACGAGAGGGCCACGGAGGAUGAACUGUACCAUGACCUCCAUACCUGUGUCAGCUAUCCAAGAAGGAGGCACCGCCCCAACCCUGACAUCUCUUCCUCAGAUAAUUGAUGAGCAAUUCCCUUUGUCGCCAUCACUGAAAGGAAAAGCUCCAAUAGUAGACGUAAGCUCCACAAGCCUCUUGGAGCUGCCAGUGCAAAGCCAAGGCUUGGUUGAGCCUCUAGUACUUAAAAACAAGGCCCCCAGAUGGCAUGAGCAGCUGCAAUGCUGGUGCCUAAACUUUAAGGGUCGUGUUACGGUGGCGUCUGUUAAGAACUUCCAACUUGUUGCCGCUGUUGAUCCUUCUCAUAAUUUGUCCACCGCAGAGCAAGAAAAGGUAAUUUUGCAGUUUGGAAAGAUUGGGAAAGACAUAUUUACCAUGGAUUAUCGAUAUCCACUCUCUGCCUUCCAAGCCUUUGCGAUAUGCUUGAGCAGCUUUGAUACUAAACCAGCCUGUGAAUGAGACCCAUGUCGCAGGAUCAUCACCUGCUGGUCUGUUUCAUAUAAAUAUAUAUACACUAUUCUAGGCACAGUCCAUCACAUGCAGCUGAAAAUCUUAGUUAUGCAGUGGUUAGUAAUCCCGCCCCCUCCUCCUCUGCGGGGGUGGGGCUGCUCCCCCUUUUGUCCUCCUCCUCCUCCUCCUCUGAUGUGUUAGAUGUUGAUUGUGGAUUUUAACCUGUAUGUUAUUUCCUAGCUCUGCUACUAAGAUUAAAUUUAGUAAAUCUUCUAUUGUAUAAUAUAUAGUCGCAUAGUACUCUUAACUAAUGAACCUCCUUUCAUUUUCCUUUAUCACUUAAUUUGAAGUUAUAGUUUUUCUUUGCCGAA
Molecule: messenger RNA, 2074 nt
Organism: Arachis stenosperma
Lineage: Eukaryota; Viridiplantae; Streptophyta; Magnoliopsida; Fabales; Fabaceae
Product: tubby-like F-box protein 5
Exons: 5
Coding region: 468-1712 (414 amino acids)
Molecular function (GO): protein binding
Source: RefSeq, a predicted model, not a curated record